Messenger RNA from Esox lucius (northern pike), 5379 nucleotides. RefSeq lists its product as uncharacterized. The transcript is spliced from 20 exons. NCBI's taxonomy places the organism in Eukaryota, Metazoa, Chordata, Actinopteri, Esociformes, Esocidae. Gene Ontology annotation, molecular function: protein binding. The coding region runs from base 69 to 4586 and encodes 1505 amino acids. The record is from RefSeq and is a predicted model, not a curated record.
UGAACAGUCACCUUGCCAGCAAAAUCCAUCAGGAGGGACCAGACUCCCCUGUACCCAGCUGUCUGUCUAUGAAGAGCGACCACUCUAUGGAUCAGCCAAAACGUUUCAAGGAGGGUGACCUCUCUACACAACCAGGGGUCCAUCAAGAGAGACCAGACUCCCCUGUACCCAGCUGUCUGUCCAUGAAGAGUGAAACGUCUAUGGGUCAUCCAAUUAACUUCAGGGAGGGACAAUUCCCUACAGAACCAGGGGUCCAUCAGGAGAGACCAGCUUCCCCUGUACCCAGCUGUCUGUCUAUGAAGAGUGAAAAGUCUAUGGGUCAGCCAAUUAACUUCAUGGAGGGAGAAUUCCCAACUGAACCAGGGGUCCAUCAGGAGAGACCAGCUUCCCCUGUACCCAGCUGUCUGUCUAUGAAGAGUGAAAAGUCUAUGGGUCAGCCAAUUAACUUCAUGGAGGGAGAAUUCCCAACUGAACCAGGGGUCCAUCAGGAGAGACCAGCUUCCCCUGUACCCAGCUGUCUGUCUUUGAAGAGUGAAAAGUCUAUGGGUCAGCCAAUUAACUUCAUGGAGGCAGAAUUCCCAACUGAACCAGGGGUCCAUCAGGAGAGACCAGCUUCCCCUGUACCCAGCUGUCUGUCUAUGAAGAGUGAAAAGUCUAUGGGUCAGCCAAUUAACUUCAUGGAGGGAGAAUUCCCAACUGAACCAGGGGUCCAUCAGGAGAGACCAGCUUCCCCUGUACCCAGCUGUCUGUCUAUGAAGAGUGAAAAGUCUAUGGGUCAGCCAAUUAACUUCAUGGAGGGAGAAUUCCCAACUGAACCAGGGGUCCAUCAGGAGAGACCAGCUUCCCCUGUACCCAGCUGUCUGUCUUUGAAGAGUGAAAAGUCUAUGGGUCAGCCAAUUAACUUCAUGGAGGGAGAAUUCCCAACUGAACCAGGGGUCCAUCAGGAGAGACCAGCUUCCCCUGUACCCAGCUGUCUGUCUAUGAAGAGUGAAAAGUCUAUGGGUCAGCCAAUUAACUUCAUGGAGGGAGAAUUCCCAACUGAACCAGGGGUCCAUCAGGAGAGACCAGCUUCCCCUGUACCCAGCUGUCUGUCUUUGAAGAGUGAAAAGUCUAUGGGUCAGCCAAUUAACUUCAUGGAGGCAGAAUUCCCAACUGAACCAGGGGUCCAUCAGGAGAGACCAGCUUCCCCUGUACCCAGCUGUCUGUCUAUGAAGAGUGAAAAGUCUAUGGGUCAUCCAAUUAACUUCAGGGAGGGACAGUUCCCUACUGAACCAGGCAUGGAACAUGGCGGAGACUACAGGAGGAAAGCUGCACCAAGACCAUGUGAAAUUCUUCUGAGUGUCCGACAAGACAUUAAGACCAAAAUGAAAAAUAAAUAUAAAAUACUUUGUGAAGGAAUUGGACAGCAUGGAAAUCCAACUCUCUUAAAGGACAUCUACACAGAGCUCUACAUUACAGAGGGUGGAGGUGGAGGAGUCAAUAAAGAACAUGAGGUGACACAAAUUGAGAUGGCAUCCAAGAGACAAACCACACAAGACACGCCAAUCAAAUGUAGAGACAUCUUUAAGCCAAUAAAACACCAUCUCCUGAUCCGGAAACCAACAUCUGAAUCGUUAAACCAUGAAGACAUAUUCUCUAUGACCAAGGGUUACAUUACAUCAGACAGGACUGCCUCAUCAUAUGAAUAUGAGUCAGACAUAUCUCGGUUUCAUUUAUCUGGACAAGACAAACAUAUCAAAAGGAAAGGUUUGAGAAACUUGACCAAAGGAAUUGCUGGCAUUGGAAAAACAGUCUCUGUGCAUAAGGUCAUCCUUGACUGGGCAGAUGGAAAAGCCAAUCAAGACAUUCAUUUCAUAUUUCCUCUUCCUUUCAGGGAUCUGAACCGGAUCAAGGAUGAAAAUAGUCUUAUGCAACUUCUUUCACGCUAUUUCCCAGAGCUGAAAGAGAUUAACUGGAUUGAAGAUGGUUUAACCAAAACUGUUUUUAUUUUUGAUGGUCUGGAUGAGUGUCGACUGCCUCUAGACUUUAAAAACAAUAAGAAGUGCUGUGAUGUCACAGAACCAACCUCAGUGGACGUGUUGCUGACAAACCUUAUCGAGGGAAAUCUGCUUCCCUCUGCUCUCCUCUGGAUAACCACACGACCUGCAGCAGCCAAUCGGAUCCCUCCUGAAUGUGUUGACCAAGUCACAGAGAUACGAGGGUUCAAUGAGCCACAGAAAGAGGAGUACUUCAGGAAGAAAAUCACAGACCAGAAUCUGGCCACAGAAAUCAUCAAACACAUUAAAACAUCCAGAAGCCUCCACAUCAUGUGUCACAUACCAGUCUUCUGUUGGAUAUCAGCCACUGUCCUUGAGUCGAUGCUGAAAGAAGCAGAGAAGGAUAAAAUCCCCCAAACUCUGACCCAGAUGUACGAACACUUCCUGCUCAUCCAAACCAGUAUAAAAAACAAAAAGUACAACAAAUAUACAGAAACAAAUCCAAAAGAACUGUCUCAGUCUGACAAAGACAUGAUCCUGAAGUUGUCAAAGCUGGCUUUCCAACAGCUUCAGAAUGGAAACCUGAUCUUCUAUGAGGAGGAACUGAGAGAGUGUGACAUUGAUGUCUCAGAGGCAUCAGAGUACUCAGCACUGUGUACAGAGAUCUUUAAAGAAGAAUCUGGGCUUUACCAAGAGAAGGUCUUUAGCUUUGUUCAUCUGAGCAUUCAGGAGUUUCUAGCAGCAGUACACGUUCUAGAAUCUUGUCUGGGCAAGGAGGAACUUGUUUUCCCCUUAAAAGAUAUCACAGAGUCCCCGUUCCAACAUGAUGAUGAUGAUGAUGAUGAUGGUGGUGAUAGUGAUGGUGAUGAUUUAAUCAACCCAUUUCCCGAUUAUGAUGAAUAUGAUCAUUAUGAUUAUGAAGAUUAUAAUGAUGUUGAAGUAAGAAAGUCAGACAAGUUAUCUGACUUGUACUUCAGAGCAGUGGACCAGGCCUUGAAGAGUGAGAAUGGACACCUGGACCUGUUCCUUCGCUUCCUUCUGGGUCUGUCACUGGAGUCCAAUCAGAAUCUCUUACAGGGUAUUCUGACACUGACAGGAAGUGAAACACAGAGCAAUAUGAAAACAGUUAAGAGAACAGUAGAGUACCUUUCAAAGAAGAUCAAGAUGGAAACCUUACCAGAAAGGAUCAUCAACUUGUUCCACUGUCUUAAUGAACUCGGAGACAACUAUCUAGUUGCAGAUAUUCAGACCUCCCUGCAAUCUGGUACUCUUUCAGAAACAAAGCUUGAACCUCACCAAUGUUCAGCCCUGGCUUACCUGUUUCUUAUGUCAGAGGAGGUACUGGAGGAGUUUGACAUGAAGACAUACAAGACAUCACAGGAAGGUUAUCAGAGGUUGCUGCCGAUAGUGAAAACCUGCAAGAGAGCACUACUGGAUGGCUGUAUCCUAACAUAUGAAUCCUGUCAGACUCUGGCUUUAGCAUUGCAUACACCAAACUGCCCCCUGAGAGAACUGGACCUCAGCUACAAUCACCUAGAAGACAGAGGAGUGGAGCUGCUCUGUGCUGGACUAACCAGUCCAUUCUGCAACAUACAGACACUUGUUUUAGGCCAUUGUGGUCUGACAGAGGACUGCUGUUCAGAUCUGGCCUCAGUCUUGCGUUCCUCCAACUCCCAACUGAAACAACUGGACCUGAAAGACAAUGACCUUCUGGACACGGGAAUUACACUGCUCUCUGUUGGACUGGAGGAUCCAAACUGUCAACUACACACACUUGGAAAUCGAGACUCAUCAGACCAGGCAACAUUCUUCCAGUCUUCAACUGUCCAAUUUUGUCUGUCAGGCUGUGUGGUCACAGAGAAAGGCAGUGCUUCUUUGGACUCAGCUUUGAAAUCAAACCCCUCACACCUGAAAGCAUUGGACCUGAGCUACAAUCACCCAGGAGACUCAGGAUUCAAACUGCUGUCUGCUGGACUGGAGGAUCCAAACUGGAGACUGGAGAACCUCCGUAUGGAUCAUGGUGGUGAAUGCAGGUUGAAAUCAGGACCCAGAAAAUAUGCCUGUGAUCUCAGACUGGACCUAAACACAGUAAACUAUGAUCUUCUUCUGUCUGAGGAGAACAGAAUGGUGACAUGGGGCACAGAGGAGCAGCUGUAUCCUGAUCAUCCAGAGAGAUUUGUGGAUUUGAAACAGGUGUUGUGUAGAGAGGGUCUGUCUGGACGCCGUUACUGGGAGGUAGAGUGGGAUGGGUGCAGGGCUUAUAUAGGAAUGACAUAUAAAGGAAUCAACAGAAGAGGAGAGGAUGAUGACUGCAAGCUUGGAGACAAUGACAAGUCCUGGAUUCUGUUUUGUAAGAGGGACAGUUACUCUGCCUGUCACAAUAACAAUACAACUGUUAUAACUGUCACCCCGUCAGACUCCCACAGAGUAGGAGUGUAUCUGGACUGGUCAGCCGGCAAUCUGUCCUUCUACAGGGUCUCCUCUGACACACUGACCCACCUGAAGACAUUCCACACAAUAUUUACUGAGCCCCUCUAUCCAGGGUUUAGGGUUGGGUUAUUUUCCUGUGUGUCUCUGUGUCAGGUGGUCCCUGUGUCAAACACAACAUGACUUUUCACUGUAAUCAUGGUAUUUUUUGAUUGGACGCACUUUUACAAUACAUUGACAAUAUCUAGUGAGUAAACAUAUACAUCAUAAAAUAAAAAUAAUGAAUAAACACCACUGAAGUUGUAAGCUGUAAAUCAGAGAGACUUCCUUUGCCCACAGAACAGAUCCAAUCCUUCUUGGAAUGCUGUCAUACAAGUCCUGAACUGUGUGUAGUGGGAUAUCGCACCAUUUUCCAAGAACAAAAGCCUAGCCAUAGUGUACAUUGUCCUGUAAAAUGACCUUAUAUUCAAUGGCUGUUAGUCGACCAUGUAGAGCAAUCAUCAGACCCAAUGAGUCCAAUGAGAUGGCUGCUAACAGAAACCCUUCUGGUUGUAGGAAUUAUAUAAGACUAUAUUCAUUUUUUUGCAUUGCUCAGUGGUUCAGGUUUUGUACUCCUUACCAAGUGUUAUGAGUCUGUGUUCCUUGCAUACAAGCAUUUUCCAAAUGGCCACCCUGCCAUGAAUUCCAGCUUUUGGAAUUUCUCAACUUAUAGUUUUGCAUGAGAUUCGGCAACAAAGAUGCUGAUUCAAUUCUGUGGCAAUUUUGGAGGCUGUGCUUUUGGGGCAUUGAACUGCUAUCCUGCUGAGUGUAUAUAUUGCUGUUGGUCGGCUUUUACUUGUGACCACUUUUCCUUUUUGCCGAUGCAAUUGGCAAUAAACCUAAUGUGACCUUUACAGCUGCGUUUGUAAUUGGGAUUUAUUUACUUCAAAGUAACAUGUUUUGUAAUAGAAUAAAAUAUUCCAUAGUUUUUCCCUUU